CAAAGUAUCUAUGGUAGUGGAAACAUUACAGUAUAUAAGGCUAGCGUAUUAACAGCAAUAUUACAGUCAACAUUCAGCAACUAGAACUUCUUCAUCAUCUAUAACAAUUCAGCUUCAAGAUGUCUUACAGAACUUCGAUCAUCGAUUCCGGAUCAGAGAACGAAUUUGAGUCCCUGGACACAAAAAAGCCUUCUACUUCAAAGCAGGUCAAAACAUCGUUAAAAAGAGGGGCUGAAAAAACAGUAGACAAAAAAAACAAAAAAAAACAGAUGAAAACAAGUUCAUCAUACAGAGAAAUUCUCGAAGAGAAAUUGCGGGCGGAAGAAUUUGAUGAAGAGAUUUUUAAUUCUGUCACUUUUCGUCAGGGAGAUGGUUUGGCUACCAUCAAAAGCCAAUUUAAUCCAGACGAAAAGCCGACGGAUUAUUGGACGAUAACACAUUACAAGUGUGCGAAUAUACACAACGUCCCAACAAAGGAAAGGUGGCGACACUCUGAGGCAUCUGUCAAGGUGACGACAUCGGACAAGUCAAAAGAUCAGACUCUCAAUACAAGUUUAAACGAGACCAUGCAGGUUAUAUUUGAUGUAAUUUUGAAAGACCCGGAACGUCGUACAAUAAGAAAUAAAUUAGCCGCAUGAAAAAAAAAAAAAUGUAGUAUAAAAAUAUUUUUAUUUAUUUAAUAAAAAAACAAUACAUAAAUAUAAAUGAAUUUGUAUUAUAUCAUACUAUUAAGUCCUGUAAAAUCAUGUCAGACAUUACAUUAAAAUGAAAUUGUAAAAUCUCAUACAAAAAUGAAGUGUCAUCGUUUUGUAGAUGAGAAUAAUAACUAAAAUCAUAGUUCUGUAUAUACUGGUUUGUGAAUUCGUUUCUCUGGCAACUGAUGGGCAAACCACGGACAUCGUUUUUAAUCAGUUCGUAAGCUGCAUCG
Molecule: messenger RNA, 928 nt
Organism: Metopolophium dirhodum (rose-grain aphid)
Lineage: Eukaryota; Metazoa; Arthropoda; Insecta; Hemiptera; Aphididae
Exons: 4
Coding region: 120-638 (172 amino acids)
Source: RefSeq, a predicted model, not a curated record